AUGUCAAGCUCCAAGCUCGUGUCGGCUGAUAAGGUGACGAACAAGGAGUUCGCAGAGCUCCUCGCUAACUAUGAACCUCUGAUUGACUCCAUUUCAGCCUCGAAAGGCGCCAAGUCUGGUCAGAAGACCCUGCAAGAGCUGGAUCAGUUCCGUUUCGUCGAGGCCCCGGCCCUCUUUUCGCAGGAAGCCCCUAAACGAUCCAUGAACCACGAUGAUGUCAAGGUUCUCGUUGACUGGAAGCUUCGCCACGGCAAGUUUCGCCCGACUCUGAUGAAGCUCGUCUCGUCAAAUGACUCUUCCGCGGCGGAGAAGACCGUGAAAGAGGGAGUGGAGGCCUAUCAAGGCGUGUCAGACCUGUCGGCAUCACUCAACAUCUUGACCAGACUCAAAGGAAUCGGUCCUGCGACUGCUUCGCUUCUUCUGGCGGUGCACUACCCGGAGCAGGUCCUUUUCUUCUCAGAUGAGGCGUACUACUGGUUAUGCAACAAAGGCCAGAAAGCGUCGCUUAAGUACAACAUGAAGGAGUAUGAGUCUCUCAAUGCUGAGGCACGGAAGCUGAUGAAAAGGCUGGACGUCUCAGCAAUGGAUAUUGAGAAGGUGGCAUAUGUUUUACUCAAACAAGAGGGAACCGCCUCUGUGGCAAAGACUUCCUCGAGCCCCAAGGUCACCAAGGAUGAGCCAAAGGGUACAACGAAGGCAGCGUCUUCGAAGAGAAAGAAUAGCACCGACGAGAUCGUAGAAGACAAGGGUCUAGUCAGACGGUCGAAACGCGGGAAGGCGACAUGA
Molecule: messenger RNA, 786 nt
Organism: Colletotrichum chrysophilum
Lineage: Eukaryota; Fungi; Ascomycota; Sordariomycetes; Glomerellales; Glomerellaceae
Exons: 3
Coding region: 1-786 (261 amino acids)
Source: RefSeq, a predicted model, not a curated record